Molecule: messenger RNA, 1620 nt
Organism: Nerophis ophidion (straightnose pipefish)
Lineage: Eukaryota; Metazoa; Chordata; Actinopteri; Syngnathiformes; Syngnathidae
Gene: atp6v0b
Product: ATPase H+ transporting V0 subunit b
Exons: 8
Coding region: 192-827 (211 amino acids)
Biological process (GO): proton transmembrane transport
Cellular component (GO): proton-transporting V-type ATPase, V0 domain
Molecular function (GO): proton-transporting ATPase activity, rotational mechanism
Source: RefSeq, a predicted model, not a curated record
AUAAGAAGAAGAAGUAGGUCACGUGGGCGUGAGGCUGGAUCAGCUGACAUUAUUAGCCUGCUAGCUUCUCCUCUCGACGCUCCUCCGCUCGGCCAGACAACACCAACAUUAACUCCAACACCAACUAACUAACUAACUAACAACUCCCCGGACAUUAACGUCCUCUUGUCUGCUGGCACGCCGCCACAUCGAUGCUGCUGGAGUGGAUGAUGAAGGGACAUUUUAUUCUCUACAGCGGCCUGACUCUGGCCUUCUGGACCACCAUCCUGGUCGUCGGCAUAUGCUACACUAUAUUUGACCUAGGAUUCCGCUUUGAUGUGGCAUGGUUCCUCACAGAAACCUCCCCCUUCAUGUGGGCCAAUCUGGGCAUCGGCUUGGCCAUCUCGCUGUCGGUUGUGGGAGCAGCUUGGGGAAUCUACAUCACUGGCUCAAGCAUCAUUGGAGGAGGUGUCAAGGCUCCCCGAAUCAAGACCAAGAAUUUAGUCAGCAUCAUUUUCUGUGAAGCCGUUGCCAUCUACGGCAUCAUCAUGGCCAUUGUCAUCAGCAACAUGGCCGAGAACUUCAGCGGGACGACUCCUGAGACCAUCGGGGCCAGGAACUACCAAGCUGGUUACUCCAUGUUUGGGGCGGGUCUGACUGUGGGCUUCUCCAACCUCUUCUGUGGCAUUUGUGUGGGCAUCGUGGGCAGCGGGGCGGCGCUGGCAGACGCCCAGAACGCCAGCCUCUUCGUCAAAAUCCUCAUUGUGGAAAUCUUCGGGAGCGCCAUCGGCCUGUUCGGUGUUAUCGUAGCCAUUUUGCAGACGUCAAAAGUAAAGAUGGGCGACUAGAAGAUGCCUCGGCAAUACCAGGAGGCGGACGACUGCUGGAAAAUAAAUGAAUUAUUGUGUAAAUACAGCAUAAAUUAUUUGAAUGUUCUCUCCGCUGUGUAUUGUUUUCAGCCAUUAUUUAAAAGAAGAGGUGCACAAACUGGGUUGUAGUGAAUGGUGUUUAAAAAAAAAAAAAAAAAAAAAAAACCCACACUACAGUAUUUGAAGUGUGUGUGUGUGUGUGUGUGUGUGUGUGUGUGUGUGUGUGUGUGUGUGUGUGUGUGUGUGUGUGUGUGUGUGUGUGUGUGUGUGUGUGUGUGUGUGUGUGUGUGUGUGUGUGUGUGUGUGUGUGUGUGUGUGCGUGUGCGUGUGCGUGUGCGUGUGCGUGUGCGUGUGCGUGUGCGUGUGCGUGUGCGUGUGCGUGUGCGUGUGCGUGUGCGUGUGCGUGUGCGUGUGCGUGUGCGUGUGCGUGUGCGUGUGCGUGUGCGUGUGCGCGUGCGCGUGCGCGUGCGCGUGCGCGUGCGGUGUUCUUGCCUGGUCUGUUCCUUUUCUUUCCUGUUGAGCCUUCAUCUUAACCUGAAGACUGAGAUGAUGUUUACAGCUACGUCCAAAUUUGCAUCAAAAGUUCGGAUAGUGUAAACAUCCAUUUUUGAAGCCUUUUUUCUUUGACACAUGUCCAUCAUUACAUGCUGAACUGUACUUAAUUGUUUUGGAGUCUUUCGUUUUGUACAUCAUGAAUCAUUCCAAUAUAUCUUAAACAUCUGCUCAUGUUUUGCGUUAUUGUCAAAUAAACGUUUAGUGGCUGCUUUUGAAA